UACAGAAAUCGCCGACGCGGCCUAGGUUAUUAUUUAUACAUUUUGUUAUAUUAAAUUCUGCUAUAAAUAACUUCGUAGUCACAACAAUGAACGGACGAAUAAAAAUACUCUAUUUGGAUAAUUAUAUUUUUAUUAAAAAUAAAACGUAUUCUAUGUCGAUGAACGACGAUCAACCGCAUUUUACGUUUACACGUCUUUAUAAACGAACGUAGUUUUCAAUUUUUAUAUUUUUAUCGUUGGGAUCUUAUUUUACGAGUGUAUUACAAAUAUUUAAAUAUGUCAAUACGUCCAUAUAGUUUUGAGCCCACUGUGAACGAUAUUGAUAUGGCUGAUAUUCAGCCAGGUACAAAUGAACCAGAUAUAGGAGUACAAUUAGAAGGUCGUUCAAAAAUGAAUGUAAACGAUUGGUGUAUAUGUAAUAAAUGUAUUAGAUUUACGAUAAAAACGUGCGAUCAUGAUCCAUUAACAAACGAAGAAAUAAAUAAUAAAUUGUGGUUAAAAUCCGAUGACGAAUCAUAUUAUGCAUUAAAAAAAGUUAUAACUGCAAAAGAUUUUAUAAAAGAUUUACCACAUGCAAAACAUUUUGUGCAUACUGGCCGUUUGGAAUCUUAUCAUAAUGUAAGGUUAAAAUAUAUGCCAAAACGGAUACAUCUGAAAUAUAGAGGUAUGUACAUAAGAUCUAUUUUGGCUAUAUUGGACCAUAAUUACAAUACAAAUAAACAACUAGUAGGUGAUAAAAUGGUAUACUCAAAACCGUUAGGAAAAUAUACAAUAAAAAAUGUAUAUGAGCGUACUGAUACUGAUUGGCGAAAACAAAUUAUGCAUGAAGUACUUGAUUUAGCUAAAAAAAAACAAACGAAUAUAGCAUUAUAACAAUUCCAGAAGAAAUAGAAAUUCCCAAGUCUAUAGCUCCAAUACCAAGACCAAAUA
Molecule: messenger RNA, 930 nt
Organism: Sipha flava (yellow sugarcane aphid)
Lineage: Eukaryota; Metazoa; Arthropoda; Insecta; Hemiptera; Aphididae
Exons: 2
Coding region: 277-873 (198 amino acids)
Source: RefSeq, a predicted model, not a curated record